CAUUCAUUCCCAAAGCCACCAGAAGCAUUCCUCCCAGGAAAAGUGGAGCUGGAGGUGAGAAGACACCUGGAAGGACGGAUUCAUUCCUUCUCUGAGUUUCUUAUGCGGGGACAGUAUUAGAGCCCAGCAAGGCUUUGAGACAUCCCAAAGAUGAGCGCCAACAGCAUUAGGGGGCCAGUGUGCAUUAGCUGGAAGCAGGAUAUGGAAGGGGCUAUGUACCACCUAGCCAACUGCAUCUUGCUCCUGGGCUUCAUGGGGGGCAGUGGGGUAUAUGGAUGCUUCUUCCUUUUUGGCUUCUUGGGCACAGGCUACCUGUGCUGUGUGCUGUGGGGCUGGUUCAAUGCCUGUGGCCUGGACAUUGUCCUUUGGAGCUUCCUGCUGGCAGUGGCCUGCCUGCUCCAGCUGGCACACCUGGUAUACCGGCUGCGCGAGGACACUUUCCCUGAGGAGUUCAGCCUCCUCUACAAGACGCUGUACCUGCCUCUGCAGGUGCCCCUGCAGACGUACAAGGAGAUUGUUAACUGCUGCGAGGAGCAGGUCUUCACUCUGGCCACCGAGCAGACCUACGCUGUGGAGGGGGAGACGCCCAUCAACCGCCUGUCCCUGCUGCUGUCUGGCCGGGUUCGUGUGAGCCAGGACGGGCAGUUUCUGCACUACAUCUUUCCAUACCAGUUCAUGGACUCUCCCGAAUGGGAAUCGCUGCAGCCCUCUGAGGAGGGGGUGUUCCAGGUUACUCUGACUGCUGAGACCUCAUGUAGCUACAUUUCCUGGCCCCGAAAAAGUCUCCAUCUUCUUCUGACCAAAGAGCGAUACAUCUCCUGCCUCUUCUCAGCUCUGCUGGGCUAUGACAUCUCAGAGAAGCUCUACACUCUCAACGAGAAGCUCUUUGCUAAGUUUGGGCUGCGCUUUGACAUCCGCCUCCCCAGCCUCUACCACAUCCUGGGUCCCACUGCCCCAGAUGCAGUGACAGAGUCUGAGAAGGAUGAUGAGGAAGUCCAUGAGCCGGCCGUGUCCCCGCCUCAGGCCAUGGCCACAUCUGUCCAGCAACCCUCCCUCCCCUCUCCCCCUCCAGCUGCCACCAGCCCAUGUGCACCUCCUUCCCGAGCCAGGAUGUCCAGGCCUGACAGCGGCAUCCUGGCUUCUAGAACUCCUCUCCAGAGCUACUCUCAAGUUAUGUCCAGGGGACAGGCCCCUCUGGCUCCAAUCCACACUCCUGAACUUUAAGGAUCACUGGACUAUCCCUUUCUCUCUGGCCGGCGCGGCACUCUUCCACGUUAGCAGGGCACCACUGGCAGGCACACCCCUCUUCUUAGCCACUGGAAGGCUCACAGCCAGGUGGGAGUGGACACGGAAGGUGUCAGCUCCGUAGCUACACUGAGGCCCCUGAGUGGCCUUGAGAAAGUCACUGCCACAAGUCUUCGCUCCAGAAGAAGGCAUCCCAAAGUGCAAAAGUACAGAUUCCAUCGUUUAUUAGCUGCAGAAUCUUGAGCAAGUUCCAUUACCUCUCUGAGCCUCAUCUGUAAAGCGGGGAUUAUAAAACCCACCUCACAGGGUUGUUGUGAGGAUCAAAUGAGUUGAUUUAGGUAAAGCACCUAGGACAUGACGUGGCACCUAGUAAAGCACUCAAUAAAUCACUCAGUUCCUUUCCCUA
Propithecus coquereli (Coquerel's sifaka) is the source of this 1651-nucleotide messenger RNA. RefSeq names its product popeye domain containing 2 (gene POPDC2). Lineage: Eukaryota; Metazoa; Chordata; Mammalia; Primates; Indriidae. Gene Ontology annotation, cellular component: sarcolemma. Gene Ontology annotation, molecular function: cAMP binding. The record is from RefSeq and is a predicted model, not a curated record. The transcript is spliced from 4 exons. The coding region runs from base 151 to 1224 and encodes 357 amino acids.